This is a messenger RNA of Trypanosoma theileri, 846 nucleotides long. RefSeq lists its product as uncharacterized. Bases 1 to 846 code for a protein of 281 amino acids. NCBI's taxonomy places the organism in Eukaryota, Euglenozoa, Kinetoplastea, Trypanosomatida, Trypanosomatidae. The record is from RefSeq and is a predicted model, not a curated record. The transcript has a single exon.
AUGAUGAUGAUGAUGAUGCGCCGUGUGAUGUGUGUGUUGGCCGUUGUGCUGUGCUGCGCCUGCGGGUAUACCAUGGCGGCUGCUGCUGUGAGUGACCCUACCUAUGACAUUGUACCAAACAGUGUUGAUAACUUAUUGCAAGGGUUUCCUGUUAUUACAAGAGAUGAACGUGAAAGAGCUGAUAAGUACCUGAAGUGUAUACAAGGAAAAAAUGAUACUGAGAAAGAAAAGUGUGCGCAGUCAUCAGAUCCUGAGAAGGAUCAGCCUGCCAAGACUCAACUACCACAGGUUCCCGAGACACGUCCAGAUGCAAGCGGUCAAUCCGUUGGAGGAAGCGGUCAUGGCACUUCAUCUCAUGUUCCUGCCGGUGGUUCCCAUGAACAUGGAGCAGGUACAGUGCAGCCUUCAACAGAUCAAAACACUAACAAGCCUACAACGAGUGAUUCUGCUCAAGACGGUGCUGCGAUUAAUGAUUGUCUCAACAGAGAAAAUCAAGUAACAGAAGGGAAUACAUCGACAACUGAUAAUGCUACACUUGGUGUCUCAACUGACUCUCCGGAUAGCACCAACCAAUCUCAAGUUUCAGGUACGACUGCACCUAAUUCUACUUCUGGCGCAGACUCACACGAAAUCAAUCCCACUACUCCGCCGAGCCCCGAGAACACUACCACAGAAGCACCAACCACCACUCCAUCUCUUGUACCCAAGCCAGAGAUCAGCAACACCAUUGCCUCUGCUGUAAAGAACAAUAAGGGUAAUGUUGACAGCAGUCUCAGUCCUGUGUGGAUGCAUACUGCAGCACCGCUGCUGAUUGUAGUGGUGUUGUUCUCCGCUACCCUGUACUGA